Tachysurus vachellii is the source of this 990-nucleotide messenger RNA. RefSeq names its product mitochondrial ribosomal protein S15 (gene mrps15). Gene Ontology annotation, molecular function: structural constituent of ribosome. The record is from RefSeq and is a predicted model, not a curated record. Gene Ontology annotation, cellular component: ribosome. Bases 111 to 914 code for a protein of 267 amino acids. The transcript has 8 exons. Lineage: Eukaryota; Metazoa; Chordata; Actinopteri; Siluriformes; Bagridae. Gene Ontology annotation, biological process: translation.
GACGCAGACGAAGAAAAAGGCAAAGAUGGCUGCCUCCGUUCAGUGAGGGGGACAAAUACACGUUUAGACUCUUGGAGACCACAUAAUAUUAUAAUACAUCUGUAAAGACAAUGUUUUUAAAACACAGCUUGAUGUCAGCGGCAUCGGCAGUGCGAACAUGGAGUGUUGUGUCGUGUGUGAAACACGGUGGUGUUGUAGUGCAGCUCGGUCACUGCAGCUCCAGGGGACAGCAGCGCUGUGGCUACUUCACCUGGAUGGCGUCGGGUUCAGCUAAAAGAAAUGAAACCUGCACAAGCCGGCCAGUGAGACAGUAUGCCCGAGCUGCCCAAAAAAAGUCAGAAUUUCAGAGUCAACUACAAGACCUGCCAGCAUCAAUGCUGAAACUAGAAUAUGCUUCUGUUCCACUGGCUCACACGGUUGACGGUGUGGUGAAGAAACUUCUCUCACUGGAGCUUGCAAGUCAUAGUGAACGACUCCGCCUUAAAGAGAAAGAGCUGAUUGCAAAGGUCCAGAGACAUGAAAAUGAUCGCAACUCAACAGAGGUUAAGGUGGCCAUUCUAACGGCACGAAUACGCAAUUUUCAGGAGCACUUACAGAAGCACUCUAAGGACAAAGCGAACAAGAGGUGGAUGUUGAUGAGCAUUGACCGCAGGAAGAAAUUGCUCAAAUACUUGAGAAGGUCACGAUAUGACGCUUUUGAGAAGGUCUGUGCAGAACUGGGCAUCACAUACACCUUCCCACCAGAGUAUUACAGACGGGCAACCAGACGCUGGCUGGCUAAGAAAGCCCUCUGCAUCAGGGUCUUCAAAGAGGUCCAGAAAAAAAAGGUAGAGAAGAGAAAUAAGGCUCUAGCUCAGAAUAAGCCUAGGAUCACAACAUCUAACGCUACAGAAUCCCAGGGGACUCCAGUAUAACAAAAUACACAAAAAUCAAAAAUUGUCUAACUGUUAUAUCAUGCAAUAUGACUAAUAAAAUCUGCAGAGAACUAAA